Molecule: messenger RNA, 362 nt
Organism: Opisthocomus hoazin
Lineage: Eukaryota; Metazoa; Chordata; Aves; Opisthocomiformes; Opisthocomidae
Source: RefSeq, a predicted model, not a curated record
AUGCCACGAACGAGGAGAUCCUGCUCUCGCUGGAGCACGUUCGUCCCGGCAAGGGGUACAAGCCCAAUUUCAUCAUGUUCGAGAAGUGCGAGGUGAACGGGAAGGGCGCGCACCCCCUCUUCGCCUUCCUGAGAGAGGCGCUGCCCUUCCCGCACGACGACCCCUCGGCGCUGAUGACCAACCCGCAGUACAUCAUCUGGUCCCCGGUCUGCCGCAACGACAUCUCCUGGAACUUCGAGAAGUUCCUCAUCGGCCCCGACGGCGUGCCCUUCAAGCGCUACAGCCGGCAUUUUGAAACCAUCAAGAUCCAGGAUGAUAUUGAAUUGCUUCUGCAGAAGGUUCCCGAGAACGUUCUGGAAUAA